UAAUGCCAUGUAUCCAUGAGGACAAAGGUCGUCUGUACACCUGUUCAGCCAUCAGACUGUGCAAACCGCGCGUCAGAAAACGCCCCUUUUUCCGUCCACCGUAAACCGAAUCUCCAAAAUUCUCUAAACCGUGCCUCGCCUGCCCCGGACAUGUGACCAGUGUCCCCAAGUCGGAAGGGUGACGAUUGGAAGAUGGACACUUCCAGAAUUCCCAGUGUUAGCCAACGAGAAGAGUCCGUGGACGAAAAUCGCGGUGAUGAGCUGACCAGUCCGGAGGAGAACAGGAGAAGAAGAAAACUCGUGUUGAAUCGAAUACGAGGCGAGCCGUUUGGAUUUGAACUGCAGACAUACGGAAUCCAUCACAGAGGUAGCCCGGAGCUGGAGUUGUGUACGUACGUCAGCCGUGUGUAUGACGACUCUCCCGCCUUCUACUGUGGGCUCACCCCGGGUGACGUCAUCCUGUCCGUCAAUGGUUCCGUCGUGGCGCAUGCGGACCACCAGGUCGUAGUAAAGCUCAUCAGACAGGCGGGCAACAAACUAUCCCUAAUUGUGCUGUUUGAAAACUGCAUCAAGAAAGUUGAGCUGGAAGUCAAGUUAUUGCAAAUAAAGAGACUACUCUUUAAGAAAGAAUUGGAACUUAGAGCUCUGGUGAUGAAGGAAAAACAAAUUCUGGAAGGUGUCACUGAAACAGACAAGGGGCGCUGGAGUGAUGCGACGAGCACAGGGUCUUCUACAAGAUCAGACAGAAGCCUCCACUAUUCAGCAGAGUCCAGGGAGGUUUUGGACAGUUUCACACAGAUCUCACUUCAUGAUUCUGAUCACGACAAUAUCCAACCAUCCUCUUUGCCUCCAAACCAGCCAAAAGUGGUACACUUGGCUCAACACAAAUGUGAAGAUGCAUCUAGCCUUAAACAUCGCAGGUACAAAAGGCAUCACAGUGACAAUCGUCCCCUGGUCUACAGCACAGGCACUCACCUGUCCAGAAUGACUUCCUUGGUUGAUCCUAACUGUAAAGGUUUCAAUGACAGGAUGACUCUACAUCAUGACCCAAGUUCCCAACCAAGGAAGAAGGAGAUUCACUCAACACAGAAGCCUGCUUUCAGGAGAAGCCAAUCUGCUUCAGGACAUAUCAUGAACAUAAGAGAGACAAAAAUUGGUUCCACUUCUCUAGGUUUCACUUCGAAACGAAGGGAGCCAUUACCCGUGUCUUUUCGGAAGACUUCACUUCCUACUCCCAAUGUCCCAACCACCAAAACACUAUUUCAAAACUCUCAUCGUUCCUACGAUUGGAUGACUCAUACGAAGGCAGGUGAUUUUACCACUACCAGAGCCUUCCCUCACAGCAAUAGUUGUUCCAGUAUCAGUACCAGCUCUACCACACGUCACAUGCAUCUGGAUAGCGCUACCUCUACAUGGUCUUCAGUUACUAAGGAUUUGCAUCCAAGACUACCUAGGUGGUCGAGUAUGGAAAAGUUACCAGAUUUCAGUGUUGACCAACCUUCCAUAGACUCUUUGGAAAUGAGUGGCAAUUUUUCUUUGUCUAUGGUGCCUGGUCUGGAGAGCCCAAGUGAUGAGAUCAGUAGUCUGUAAGGCCACACUAUUCUACAUGGAAGUUCUUAAAAUAUCAAGUCAUUGCAAAAACUGUGAGAAGGGUCUAUGCCAACUGAAGUGUGUACAAUACUUCCAUGACUGUUAUAGAUCUUUCAUGUAGCUCACAGUUAACGGUGUAUGAUAACCCAGGCUGAAUAUGUUUUCAAAUUCCCGUGUGACCUACACACAUAAGUAGGUGGUUUUCUUCAUGGACUGGUAAAAAAAAGGACCUGAAAAAAAAUCAGUCGACCGGAUAUUGGACAGAUUGGAAAAUGAACAAAUAAUAUCAGUAGGCAUUUGUAGUAGUGAAGUAGAGUUGAGAUUCAUCAUCAUCAUCAUCAUCCUUGCCGCAUGUCUGAGUUGAGAUUAUAGUCAUUUCUACCAAGUUUAUACAUUCAAACUUGGUCUAACGACCGCAACUACAUCCACAAUAUGAUCAUCUGCUGAGGACAACUGCUUUCAGUCCACCCAAAAAUUUCAGUCACCAUAGACACAAGUACACAAAAUGCAUGCCUAUGGCAGCUGUGACCAAGUUUACAUAGACAAUCAGGUCAAGGCUAGAAUUUGGACCUGGACCUGACCCUCUGGACCUGAAUUUUCUGUACCAGUACCCACC
Messenger RNA from Branchiostoma floridae (Florida lancelet), 2206 nucleotides. RefSeq lists its product as uncharacterized. The record is from RefSeq and is a predicted model, not a curated record. Bases 193 to 1590 code for a protein of 465 amino acids. Gene Ontology annotation, molecular function: protein binding. The transcript has 8 exons. Lineage: Eukaryota; Metazoa; Chordata; Leptocardii; Amphioxiformes; Branchiostomatidae.